Anguilla anguilla (European eel) is the source of this 4929-nucleotide messenger RNA. Its product is annotated as protein Wnt-6-like. The transcript is spliced from 4 exons. Gene Ontology annotation, molecular function: frizzled binding; cytokine activity. Gene Ontology annotation, biological process: cell fate commitment; neuron differentiation; canonical Wnt signaling pathway. NCBI's taxonomy places the organism in Eukaryota, Metazoa, Chordata, Actinopteri, Anguilliformes, Anguillidae. Bases 1004 to 2065 code for a protein of 353 amino acids. The record is from RefSeq and is a predicted model, not a curated record. Gene Ontology annotation, cellular component: extracellular region.
GAUUACGCCAAACCUCCGAUACUUUAUUGACAUUUUGCUGUCUUUUCCCAUGCUUUACUCCAUGUCUGAAUUCGCUUUUCGUACUUUUAUGAGCUGUACAUGGCCCACACAGCCAGAUAUGCUCAUCUCAUUCCUGAGUGCUCUUAUUUCUUUUUCAGAAAACAAAACACUAGACAUGUUCCUCUUUAUCUCCGUCCUCCUUAAGCAGCCGUUCUUGCACUCAUUCAGCUUAUUCCAGAAAUUAUUCAACUUUUUUUUUUUUUUUUUUGAGUGACAGUAAGGACUUCUUUUGGCCCGGAGCGACGUCACGCCGGGCGGGAGAUGAGUACAUUUCUUCGUAAAGGCAAAAAUACAUUCUCGCUUGAAGGCUUCGGGGGGAAAGACUUUCAGUGUGUGCAUAGCUGAAGAUGAUGUGUUUGACGCCUACCUGCAGCCGGUCAAUCCGAAGUCACGCGCUGGCUGACUGGCGGAGGGUAACGCUCACAUAAGGAACUGGUGUCAACGGAGCUUGAACAUUUGAAAAGCUCAAAUGGAUAUAUUUUUUCACAUAACGUUUUGGCUGUUUUGCUUUACUUUGCCGUGACUCCUGCCCGAGGUCUGGCUUCGUUCCAUUCCCCCGCGGGCUGUACGGAUCCUCACUGCCAGAUUGAAAUCGCUGUGCUAUUGGAAUUUGGGAGUUUUUAGUUGGGGCGUGCUUGUCACCUUCGGGACAGUUCUUCUGGUCUUUGGUGUUGGUAAGCGUCAAAGCUGACUGUAUGGCAGAAAGAUGUUACCUAGCUAAUUUCGCCACGGAUAUUGCUGUCGAUUCCACCAAGUUGUCGAAGUCAAUAAUGUGACCGAAUACGACUUCAUUGGACACCACGCAAUUUUUUUUUUUUUUUUUUUUUUGGUGUACAAAAUUGCACGAGACGUUCCAUGGAAACUUCUGCAUGACAGCCACAGAACUUAGCGGUAUUCAUCUUGCAAUUAUUUCAUUUUUCUUCAGGAACCCACGCUCAGCAGGAUGAUUCUACUGUCUCGAACUCAGCUUGCCUUGUUUUUUAUCCUCCUGUGCCCAGUGAACAUUAUCGGCUUGUGGUGGGCCGUGGGGAGCCCCUUGGUCAUGGACCCCAACAGCAUCUGCAGGAAGACCAAGCGGCUGGCGGGCAAGCAGGCCGAGCUGUGCCAGAGCCAGCCCGAGAUCGUCACCGAGGUCGCCAAGGGCGCCAAGCUGGGCGUGCGGGAGUGCCAGUACCAGUUCCGCUUCCGCCGCUGGAACUGCACCAGCCAGAACAAGUACUUCGGCAAAAUCCUGCAGCAAGACAUCCGGGAGACGGCGUUCGUGUACGCCAUCACGGCGGCGGGCGUGACGCACGCGGUGACCCAGGCGUGCAGCAUGGGCGAGCUGCUGCAGUGCGGGUGCGAGGCCACCCGCAGCCGGGCCCCGCCCAAACCCACCACGGGCACCGGGACCGAGAGCGUCAAGUGGGAGUGGGGCGGCUGCGGGGACGACGUGGAGUUCGGCUACGAGAAGUCCAAGCAGUUCAUGGACGCCAAGAGGAAAAAGGGGAAGAGCGACAUCAGGACGUUGAUCGACCUCCACAACAACGAAGCCGGAAGACUGGCGGUGAGGAAUUAUAUGAGGACUGAAUGUAAAUGUCACGGGCUGUCUGGUUCCUGCACGCUGAGGACCUGCUGGAAAAAGAUGCCUCACUUUCGCGAGGUGGGCGACCGGCUGCUGGAGAGGUUCAACGGAGCCUUCAAGGUGAUGGGGGGCAACGACGGCAAGACGCUCAUCCCCGUGGGGCAGAACAUCAAGCCGCCGGACCGGCAGGACCUGAUCUACUCGGCCGAGUCGCCCGACUUCUGCCUGCCCAACCGCAAGACGGGCUCGCUGGGCACGCGCGGCCGCGUCUGCAACAGCACCGCCAUGGACGUGAGCGGCUGCGACCUGCUCUGCUGCGAGCGCGGCUACAGGGACGAGACGCUGGUGUUCGAGGAGAACUGCCUCUGCAGGUUCCACUGGUGCUGCGUGGUGCAGUGCAAGAAGUGCUCCGUCAGGAAGGAGCUCAGCCUCUGCUUCUAGAACCCGACGGGAGAGACGGCUGGGGCUCCGCUUCUGGAACUCGACGGGAGAGACGGCUGGGGUUCAGCUUCUAGAACUCAAAAGAAAGAUCUAGCUGGGCUCAGCUUCUAGAAAUCAAUGGAAUAGAUGCCUGGGGCUCAGCUUCUAGAAAUCAAUGGAAGUGAUAGUUGGGGCUCAGCUUAUAGAACUCAAUGGAAGAGAGAGCUGAGGUUCAGCUUCUAGAACUCAAUGGAAGUAAUAGUUGGGGCUCAGCUUCUAGAACUCAAUGGAAGAGAGAGCUGAGGUUCAGCUUCUAGAACUCAGUGGAACAGACAGCUGGGGUUCAGCUUCUAAAACCGAAUGGAAGAGAAAGCUGGACCUCAAAUUCUAGAACUCUCUCGGACAGAGAGGUGUAUCUCUUCUUUUCAAAUAUUUAGAAUACAUAGCUUGGUCUCAGCUUUUAUACUUUUCCCAGUCAGAGAGUUGGGUCUCAGUUUCUAGAACUGUUUAAAAUUGAGACCUGGGCCUCCGCUUCUAGACCUCCACGAGCAAAAGCUGAGACAGAGCCAUUAAUCAGGGAGACAAAGUGCUCUGCAUUCCUUCCUGGUUCCGCUAUAGGCCUUUAAUCACUUUUGAAGCUGUUGAUUAGUCAAGGAGAUAGAACUUCCUUGGCAGACUUUUCAGCGUAAUGUGUAAACAGUUUUGAUAUCUCGGUACCAUAAAGAAUCUUGCCGUUUCGGUCCGUGGAGCUGCACAGAUCGGAAAGCUCACUGCUCCUGGAGCUCUGGAACGGAGUGGCUGCUUUCUAGAGCUGCUGAGCGGGACCCUGUGCCUGGCACUUUGAAAGCCUUCCUGUUAUGGGGUAAAGUAAAUAAGCGCGCCACUGUGCUUUGUUCCCGCAAAACAGGGGUGUUACUUUGUUGACAUGAUCACGGACAUGGUUUAUGGGGUAGAACAUCCUUUUUCAUUGUUGAUCAAGGCAUUCCAGCACACAAAAUGUGAGAGUCAAAAGGGAAAGAGUUCUCUCCUGAGGGGAAAGUGUGCCUUCGCUGUGGCGAUCUUAAACCAACACAGAGGUCCACGGCUUUGAUCGCAGAUGUGUACUGUUUUAUUUAUAGUUUCAUCGCAAAAAAACUACUUAUAUAGUAGUGAUAACAUGACGAAUGUCCCUGCAAUCUUUCUCAAAAGCACUUUGACUAGGGCUCUGUAAACAAUGAAAAUCUUUGUAGUAACAUGUACACACUAGUUUUUUUGGGUUUUUUUUCUUUACAGUAAAACAUCAUUUUGUGAAUGGAAAUAAGGAUUUAAAAACCAUAUCUGAAUACGUGUUUCUGUUUGAGUUAUCAAAACAAUAUCAUAGUCCUUUUAGUUUUCAGUCAUUUCAUAUAUGGGACCCUUCUUAUGCACUUUUGAUGAAACAUUUUGUUUUUCCGUAUAUAUAUUCUUUUUUUAUGCUGAAUGGUUGCUCUCUUCUAAUAACACUGCCUUAUGCUGAAGCUACGGGGUCAUUGGAGUUGUCUAUUUAAACAGUCAGUUCACUGAAGCCAUAAUAUUGGGCAUGUUGCCAUUAUUUUCUUAGCUGGAUAACACCCACUUUCCCCUAUCCAUUUUUGAGUGUUCUAAUACUUCCACAUGAGUGCAUACUUGAAAGAUCUUUUUUCAGUUGUUUGUGAAAAAAACAAAGGCCUUCAUCUUCCCUGUCAUGAGUUAAGCUGAUAGAUCCAGUGUAAACCCUGUGAAAUAUUCAUUUUCCCUUUUCAGAUAAAAAUGUGAAAUGUAACAGAAGCCCAUGGCGUGUAUCCAUAUAUACACACGGUACGAAAAUAAGAUAUCACCUGAGUAGAGGCUGCCUUGACCAGCAGGUAUCCACUGUACAAUUAGAAAUGGGUAAAGAACAAUGCUGGAAAUUAUAGGAAACUGUGACAUAAAUAGAAUUUACUGCCAUUUCAGAAGGCUUCAAAAUGAAAGGGUUCCUUGCUGGAGGGAAUAUACAAGCAACAAUAUCUGCUCAAAUUAUAACCUAGCAGGCUGUUCUUCUAACAUCAAUUACAGGCUACUAAAAUUACAAUUUCAUCACCUGAAUACCGCCUUUUAUAUAAAUAAUAGGACAUUUUUCAAUAAAACCAUCUUUAAAGAAAGUACAGGGUUUCCAGCCUGUCAGUUGUAAUAUAUACCAUGUUGCAUUUGCCACCUUAGUGGUAAUGUCAAAAACUACAGUAUAUACAAUAUAAUCUUACAUCCUGUAUCAUCUCCAACUGGUGGAUAUGAAUACUGACAGAGCUAUAUUUCUCAAGGCUGUGCAAACAUUGAACAGGUUACAAUUUGAUCCUGUAUCUGAACACUAUACUGUAUACAACAAGGCAGUGAAUUACAUUUGCAGAUACUCGUUUAACGUAAUUGGAAUGAUUUCAUGCUUUUCUUUUUUUUAAAUUGGAAGCAGGACAUUGAAAUGCCUUGAAACAGCGGUCAUUUUGUUUGGAUUUGUACAUGCUGUGCAAUUUGAGGAUACAUUUGAACACUUUUGCAAAGCUGCAGAGCCGAGAUCGCAUAAGCACAGAAUAUGGAUAAAAAUGCUCAGUGAAAAACUGUGAUAUUUAAUAUAAAUGUUCUAUUAUUUUAUAAUAAUCAUAGGCUGUAUGCUCUUUCAGUGCCCCACUAUAUUGUAGAAAUGGAAAUAAAACUGACAGUCUGAGUUUUUCAGAUUAACAUAAAACUUCAAAUAAAAACAAUGUUAAAUGUGUCUGGUUUUAGUACUGUAUAUAAUUGGAUAUUUGGAACUGUCUGAAGGUUGCCUGUGCAUAGGUAUAUUCCAAUAUUCUUUCUGUCACCUACAUCAGUGAGAAUUCUUAUAUAUCUGAAUAUUUUUGUAUUGUGAUUCUUAUUUU